AUGGGUUCUGUUUCUCCUCAUAGUUCUCCUCAAUCCUUGCUUGAGAAUUCUUCAAACAAUUUUCGAAUAUAUGUAGCUUUCUCUCGUAGAGAUUCUUCAUUGAGAUCCAAUGUAUCUAAUUGGAUUGAAUGCUACAAUCCUUCAAAUAAUUUAUGGCAAAAGGUAAGUGUUAUUCCAGGAUUAAUUGAUAAUCAUAUGCUAAAGGGUUUCUCUAUGGUUUCAAUUAGUGAUUCUAUUUAUAUAAUCGGUGGAAAGCUUGUUUUGAAAAUUAUAGGGAGUGAUCCAGAUAAUACUAUUACAACUGAUGUGGACAUGAAAGUGGUUUCUUGCGUGCUUCGUUAUGAUACAAAAAAUGAUGUUUGGUCCAAGUGUGCAUCUUUACGUGUGCCACGUUUUGAUUUUGCAUGCACAGUGUGCAACAAUAAAAUUUAUGUAGCUGGAGGACAAUCUACAUUGGGGAGUGCACGUGGAAUUUCUUCAGCUGAAGUUUACGAUCCAGCACUAGAUGAAUGGCAAACACUACCUAACAUGAGUGCAAUGAGAUACAAAUGUGUCGGGGUAACAUGGCAAGAGAAAAUUCAUGUAGUUGGAGGGUUUGCUGAGAGAGAUGAUCCGAGAUUAACACCAUGGAACACAAAAGAAAGAAGCUCAGCUGAGGUAUACGACUCGAGUAAUUCCAAAUGGGAUCUAAUGUUAGGAAUGUGGCAAUUAGAUGUACCACCCAAUCAAAUAGUAGUCGUAGAUGAUAAACUCUUUAGCUCAGGAGAUUGCUUAAAUGCUUGGAAAGGUCAUAUUGAGGCAUACGACGGCAAACUUAACAUAUGGAAUGUGGUUGAUGGCUCACAGUUACAAGCUUUAGCUUCACCCAUUUCUAAUAUGUCACAAACUUAUUGGCCUCCAACCCCACAAUUACGACUCUACCUCACUAUGGUUCCUAUUGGAACCCACUUAUAUUUUUUGGCAGGCUACAAAAAGUCUGAGGAUUAUUAUAAAUCCACGUCAAUUGUUCACAUAUUUGAUACAUCAGCAAAUAAAGACGGAUGGACCAGUUUGGAGCCAAUAGAAGAGGAAUGCGAAAAAGAACUAUGUAGCCACUGUUGUGUGGUCAAAUAA
Molecule: messenger RNA, 1113 nt
Organism: Carica papaya (papaya)
Lineage: Eukaryota; Viridiplantae; Streptophyta; Magnoliopsida; Brassicales; Caricaceae
Source: RefSeq, a predicted model, not a curated record